UUUUUGUACCACCCUCCCUCACCACCGCUAGCACGAAAAGGCACUACGGUUCCACCAGCGACUCGGACAUUCCGUCCCGUGACAGGAGCCCAUGGAGGGCUUCCUCUCGACCACGGAAGCCUCGUGCUUCUGCCGGGUCGCCAGCGCGGAAAAAGGCAGUCGUCUAUCCGAGAUGUCGCUUCUGCUGCUCGUACUCGCUUGCGCUACUUGGACUGUUGGAGCGCUCGAGGAAUCGGGACCACCCCACAUCGUGUUCAUCUUAGCCGACGACCUGGGAUGGGCCGACGUGAGCAUGCACGGCUCCCCGCAGAUCCCGACGCCCAACAUAGACGCCCUGGCCUGCACGGGAAUGGCGCUCAACAACUACUACGUGCAACCGCUCUGCUCGCCUUCCAGGGCGGCGCUGUUGAGCGGCCUCUACGCCAUACACACCGGUUUUCAAGAAAGCGCCAUAUUGCCCGGAGUGCCAGCGGCAUUGUCCCUGAACGUGAAGAUUAUGCCCGAGUAUCUCAAAGAUCUGGGCUAUGAAACGCACAUGCUAGGAAAGUGGCACAUUGGAUACCAAAGCCUGAAUUAUACUCCAACAUUUCGAGGCUUCGACAGCUUUUGCGGCAUACACACUGGGCCUGACGACUACUACAGCCACAUCUUGGAAUGGGAAGGUCACAGAGGCCUUGACUUCUGGAACGAUACGCAGCCCCUUACGGCCGAGGACGGAAAAUAUUCUACCACUCUGUUCACGGAGCGGGCUGCUUCUAUCAUAUCGAACAGGGAUAAAUCAAAACCCCUGUUCCUGUACCUGGCGCAUCAGGCGUCACACAGCGGCAUCAAUCCGAAUCCAUUGCAAGCCCCGGAGGAAAACGUGGCUAAAUUUCCGUACAUUGGCCAACCGGACAGAACGACUUAUGCGGGGAUGGUGGACGCCCUGGACCAGUCCGUCGGGGCUGUUCUGGAGGCGCUCGAAGCCGAGUCCAUGCUGAGGAACACGAUCAUCGUGUUCAGCAGCGACAACGGUGGCUCCCCCACGGGAUUCGUGUCCAACUUCGGUUUCAACUGGCCCUUGCGCGGUGCCAAGCAGACUGUUUGGGAAGGUGGCAUCCGUGCAAGCGCGUUCAUCUGGAGUCCUCAGCUUCGUCAUGGCGGGAAGGUGUCGCAGCAGCUCAUGCACAUCACUGAUUGGUUGCCAACGCUAUACGCGGCCGCUGGAUUUCUUUUUAAAUCUGACCACACAGGAGGAGACGUGAAGCGCCUAGGUGCUCUCGACGGUAUCGACACGUGGCACUCCCUCGUCGUCGGCAAGCCGUCACCUCGCAGCGAGAUACUGCACAACAUCGAUCAGAAUGCCGGAAUAGCUGCUCUGCGUUAUCGAGACUUCAAGCUAGUCGUGGGGAGCGACGGGGAAAUGGACGCGCGCUUCGAGGUCCCAGGAGGUAGCCGACCGUACGGAGACCUGGACGCCCUGCUGAAGCAGUCCAAGGCAGCCGCCGUGCUGAGGCGAUUCUACGGGAAGAAGGAUGUGUUCAAACACGUCGACAGAUGGAGGCUGCAGGCGACGAUCAAGUGCGGUCAUGUUCACGACGCCAACUUCCGAAUGGGCGGCUCCUACUACCUCUUCGACAUAGUCGAUGACCCGUGCGAGCAGCGAAACUUGGCCAAGGAGCGGCCCGACGUCUUGUCUAUGAUGUUGGAAAAGCUCGCCAUCUACAACGAGACGGUGGUGCCACCUGUGACUACACUGGAAGACCCCAGGAGUUACCCUGACCAGCACAAUGGCAUUUGGGCACCAUGGCUUUGAAAGUGAAAUGGGAUGCGUAGUCAUCGACCUUAUUUUGAAGAUAGUGGACCAACCACAUCGUUCAACCUGAAAAAUGAGUGACGCCUCAUCGCGUACACUUACGCGCCUUCGCGCAAGGAGCCGAUCCUCUUAAGGACUUGUCCCUUCUAAGUUAGGACCUCCAUUUGUAUAUGCCGUACAUUACGAAUUCAUACUGCGCAAGAAAUGAAUUCAAUCAAUUAUUUGACAGUGAUUUCUAUCGCCCUAGAGCUUCUUAGAAAACUAGGUGGCAUCGCAUCGACGCAAUCCCUCUUUCGCAGUGGCACGAAGAAAUAUAUACAGACAGAACCAAUGCAUGGUUUGUAGGGACAAAUUUCUGACAUGUUUCUUCACGAAUAAGGUAUGCAAGCAUUUAAGUGUAAUGUGCCGUGUGUUGAAACCUGCGGAAAAUUAAAAAAAAAAUUGCAAAGUUG
Molecule: messenger RNA, 2247 nt
Organism: Dermacentor andersoni
Lineage: Eukaryota; Metazoa; Arthropoda; Arachnida; Ixodida; Ixodidae
Product: arylsulfatase B-like
Molecular function (GO): sulfuric ester hydrolase activity
Source: RefSeq, a predicted model, not a curated record